Mustela lutreola (European mink) is the source of this 228-nucleotide messenger RNA. RefSeq names its product defensin beta 135 (gene DEFB135). Gene Ontology annotation, biological process: innate immune response. The transcript has 2 exons. The record is from RefSeq and is a predicted model, not a curated record. The coding region runs from base 1 to 228 and encodes 75 amino acids. NCBI's taxonomy places the organism in Eukaryota, Metazoa, Chordata, Mammalia, Carnivora, Mustelidae. Gene Ontology annotation, cellular component: extracellular region.
AUGAAGAGCUUACUCAUGGUCCUUGUGGUCCUUGUCUUGCUUUCCUUUGUUCCACCAGUUAGAAGUAGACCGAAUAUGUAUUUAAGAAGAGUCUUUUCUACAUGCUGGCGAAACAAUAGAGUUUGCAGGAAAUCAUGUGGAAAAAAAGAAAAAUAUAAUAUUUUUUGUAGUAGUGCAUAUCUGUGCUGCAUUGACAAAAAGUAUUUACCUGUAGAAAUUGGAAAAUAG